AUGACUGAGAACCCGAUGUUGAAUAUUAUAAGUAGUGAUUUCAGAGAGAGAGUUUGGGAGGAAUCCAAGAAAAUAUGGAAUGUUGCAUUUCCUGCAAUGAUACCUAAGGUUUCUCAAUUUGGAACGCUUGUUGUAACACACUUCUUUCUUCGGUGUAUCUCUCAGCUCCAUCUUGCAGCUUAUGCUCUCGGUCACAUUCUCGAUCUGCGUAUUGCUAAUGGCGUCAUUCUAGGGAUGUCAACUGCAACUGAGACUCUUUGUGGACAAGCAUUUGGUGCAAAGCAGUACCACAUGAUGGGCAUAUACUUACAAAGAUCAUGGAUCAUCAAUCUUAUUACUGCAACCUUAUUAUUGCUCCCUAUAUUUCUUUUCGCAAGACAAAUCUUUACGAUACUAGGCGAACAAUCAGAUAUUGCAAGUCUUGCAGGUUAUAUUUCUUUAUGGUUCAUCCCCAUGCUCUACUUCUACGUCUUCAACUACACCAUUCAAAACUACCUCCAAGGACAACUCAAAAACAGCAUUAUCGGAUGGUUAUCUGUUGGAUCAUUUCUGAUCAAUCUGUUACUGUCAUGGAUCUUUGUUAAGAAAUUACAUUGGGGAAUUUCUGGAGCAAUGAGUGCAACUAUAAUAGCUAACUGGUUAGUAGCCAUUGGAGAGUUCGUAUAUAUUUUUGGAGGUUGGUGCCCAAAAACUUGGAGAGGAUUCACUUGGGUUGCUUUUUCUGACCUCUUCCCAAUUACAAAGCUCUCAGUAUCUUCUGGUUUGAUGCUAUGCUUGGAGAUAUGGUACAAUAGUAUUCUAAUCUUACUAGCAGGAUACAUGAAGAAUGCUGCAGUUGCCAUUUCUGCCUUUUCUAUAUGCCUUAAUAUAGCAGGUUGGGAAUUCAUGUUAUGCCUUGGCUUCCUUAUCUCCUCAAGUGUUCGAAUUUCAAAUGAAUUAGGAAAAGGAGAUGCAGAAGCUGCAAAAUUUUCAGCCAAAGUUAUAGCGUGUACAUCAAUCUGCAUAGGACUGUUCUUCUGCACUCUCUGUCUGAUAUUUGGAAACAAGAUUGGAUACUUGUUUACGAAUGAUGAGAAAGUAGUAGAAUAUGUAUCAGAACUCUCAUUCCUACUUUCUAUAUCAGUUUUACUCAAUAGCAUUCAGUGCGUACUUUCAGGAGUAGCAAUAGGUGCUGGAAGACAGAGUAUGGUAGCAUAUGUUAAUAUCUUCUGCUUUUAUUUCGUUGGAAUACCAAUGGGGCUUCUGCUAGGAUGGGUGGUCGGUCUGGAAAUAAGGGGAUUAUGGAUGGGAAUGCAACUCGGUGUUAUAUUGCAAUCGUUGGUGUUGGGUUACAUUACAUGGACAACUGACUGGAAUGAGCAGGUUAACAGAGCAUCUGAGCGUCUAAAUAAAUGGUUUCCAAGAAAUUCAAAUAAAUCUAAUGAAGAGUCAGUUCAGGAGUGAUUGAUUAGUGAUGAAUUUUCUUAAUUCUAUAUUAGUAAAACCUGAU
This is a messenger RNA of Carica papaya (papaya), 1489 nucleotides long. Its product is annotated as protein DETOXIFICATION 24-like. Gene Ontology annotation, molecular function: antiporter activity; xenobiotic transmembrane transporter activity. Gene Ontology annotation, biological process: xenobiotic detoxification by transmembrane export across the plasma membrane. NCBI's taxonomy places the organism in Eukaryota, Viridiplantae, Streptophyta, Magnoliopsida, Brassicales, Caricaceae. The record is from RefSeq and is a predicted model, not a curated record. Gene Ontology annotation, cellular component: membrane.